Telopea speciosissima is the source of this 1411-nucleotide messenger RNA. RefSeq names its product lysM domain receptor-like kinase 3. The transcript has 2 exons. Gene Ontology annotation, biological process: protein phosphorylation. The record is from RefSeq and is a predicted model, not a curated record. Gene Ontology annotation, molecular function: ATP binding; protein kinase activity. Bases 33 to 1397 code for a protein of 454 amino acids. NCBI's taxonomy places the organism in Eukaryota, Viridiplantae, Streptophyta, Magnoliopsida, Proteales, Proteaceae.
CAUUGAAAUCUAUCUGCGCCUCUAUCUUCCAUAUGUGCAACUGUUUAAAGAGAACUGAUGCAACAGAACCCACAGCUACCCUUCGCAGCUCCCGAAACUCACGACUUUCCAAAUGCUCUUCCUCCAUGUCCCAGUCACAGGAUUCUCGAACUUCUCCCAUUUCCCCUUCAAUUUCUAGCGCCGAGCACUCCAUUAGUAGGAGCAGGAGCAGCACUUCAAGCGCUGUCUGUACCAGCGGUUCUAUCAAUAAGGGCUCAUCCAGAGCUUCGAUUUCCAGCAAAACAUCCCUUUCCAGCAUCCGUGAAUCCUUGCCCGAUAACCCCAACAUCUAUGAUUUCUCCGAAAUCUGCGCUGCCACCAACAACCUCUUGGCCAAACGCUUCUCCUCUUCGUCGGCUGUCUGGCGUUGCUCUCUCCACGGCAAGGACGCCAUCGUCAUCCAGCGUAGGUUGCGACGCUCCAUGGAAGCCUCCAUGCUCCGCGAACGGCUCUCCUUGAUCUGCAGGAGCCACCACUCUAGCUUGAUCAAAUUGCUUGGUGCGUCCAUCUCCGGCGAUCAUAUCUACCUUGUCUACGAGUAUGUAAACGGGGUCAGCCUCGCCGAUUGCUUACGGAACCCUAAAAACCCAAACUUCACGGUCCUCUCCAACUGGAUGUCGCGAAUGAAGGUGGCCAUAGAUAUCGCCCAGGGGCUCGAUUACAUCCACAACUCAUUUGGGUUUAACCAAAAUUUCGUCCACAACCACAUCAGGAGUACCGGCUUGAUCGUUACGGAUCAACCCUCGUUCCAUGCGAGGAUCUGUCACUUCGGCACGGCAGAACUCUGCGGAGAGAUCCCUGAGUAUACAGAGAUGUCGAAAGCCUCGGCUUCUCUUUUUUCGAGAUUGCAGAUAGCAGACAACCGGAGCAUGAGAUUCGAAGGGACGAGAGGUUACAUGUCGCCGGAAUUUCAGGCGACCGGUAUCGGAACUCAGAAAUCCGACGUGUUUGCUUUUGGGGUUGUGCUCUUGGAAUUGUUGUCGGGAGAGGAGCCCUUUAGGUAUAGAUUGGAUGAGGAAAAGAAGGAUUACCGGAGAGUCUCGCUGAUCGAGAUGGCCAGGGAAGCGAUGGAGGAGGAAAAGGAUGUUACGGGUAAGGGUGAGGAAGAAGGUGAAGGUGGACGGACCGGGUGGUUGAGGAGAUGGGUGGACCGGAGGUUGAAAGAUUCUUUUCCGGUCGAGGUGGUCGAGAAGAUGACACGUGUAGCGCUGGAUUGCGUUGACGUGGAUCCAGGUAGGAGGCCUAACAUGCGUGACGUGGCCGGGAAGAUUUCCAAACUCUACUUGAAGUCGGAACGGUGGUCCAACUCCUUGGUUGGUUUACCUACGGGCAUCACCGUUUCUUUAGCCCCUCGAUAAAAGAACCAGAAUAU